AUGACAGUGGCUCAAGUGUCUAAAGUCUACCAUUUCUCAUCAGCUGAGCAGCAGAGAGACAUCCAGAGCUGUGCUUUGCAGAAAAGUGAGAUUAUCAAAGGUUUGUUGACUCUCAAGGUAACAUUUUUGCAAGACUCUUUCUGAAGCUGUGGGUUCUGUUUGGUAGAUUUGGGGGGUGUUGCUAGGGGACCACCACAGGAAAAAUUUAGAGCAUGAAACCCUUUACUUCAGUGUUUUGGUUAAUUUCAGUGUAAAAAUCCGCCUAAAAAUGUCUGCAUUUUUGCAAGUCAAACCAAAAUGAUCUUAUUUCAUUUAAAUAACAAAUAGUCUGCAUGCCUUGCUUGAAUUUUCACAUUUUUGCAGGUUUUAGGCUUCAGCUAAACUUUCAGGGAUGUCACAUGUUUGUGUAUGUGUACUGUGAUUGAUGGCUAUCACAUUUUUUCCUGAUAAUGUAAGAGCAGCUUGUCCGAUAUAGACUCAUUAGGACUCCCCCACAAACAAGCGGCUGCUGGAGGAGAGUGGGCAAGUUGUGUUUAGUCUCAUUGCUAAAGAAAGCAGGCAAAGCUAAAAAGAUAUUUGAAGGCUAGUACUAUGGCUGGGACCCUAUAUGUACUGUUGAUGAAGUUAGAUUCUGUUCUGAGCAUUAUUUGUGGCUAUAGACUGGCUGGUUGAGGUUUGCGCGUGGAGACGUAAACCGCCGUGUAUUGCUAUUGUGUGGUUGUUGCUGAAGUGUGUGUAACUACAUUCAUCCCUCGAGGGGUUGCCUAACUCAGUGUUACGGUGCAUUUUGACCAUAGUUUAAAAAUAUUAUGCUGGAAUAUCCCUUUAAGUCACAUACUAGCCCUCAAGCUCUCCAUCAUGCACAUUCAGUCUGAUGAGCACUCUCAAAUACAAACAUGCACGUGCAACAAAAGAGCUAAAACCUUGACCAAUUCUCACUCUGAAUCUGUACAGCUUUACAAAUAGUGAGUGAGUAUCUGGUGGUUUGGUGAUAAACAUGACCUGACAUUGUUUUCUCUCUCUUCUUUUGCAGAUGGCAACCUCCUAUAGAUGGCUAUGCUUUGCUAAGUUAGCCGCCUUGGGCCUUAUCUGCUCUGUUGUCACUUUCUGCCUGUUUUUUGAGCCUCCGUUCAAUGUUUGUCAAUUUGUGGAACAUUUUGAUAGUGUGGAUACUCAAGAAAAGCCUAUACUCCUGCUGUGGUUCUGGCCUCUUGGUGUGAAGUUUGAUCUUAAAGCUUGCUCCAUCCACUACAACAUGGAUAGCUGUGUUUUGACAGAUAACAGAGCACUCUACAGCAAAGCUCAAGGAGUCGUCUUCUACCAUAAAAACAUAGCCAGCAAUAUGAGCAACAUGCCCAAAGAUCCCCGUCCAUCUUUUCAGAAGUGGAUCUGGUUUCAUAUGGAAUCUCCGACAAAUACAGCAAAUAAAUUAGGAGUGAACAACUUGUUCAACUUAACAUUGAGCUACAGAAGAGACGCCAGCAUCACAGUGAGGAACGAGCUCACCAUCAGGGAAACGGAGAGUGAAGAGGAUUUCAUUCCACCUAAAAAGACCAGACUGGUUUGUUGGAUCGUCAGCAACAAAAGACAGAAAACUGGGGCAACUGUGAGAGAAAGGUACUACGCAGCGCUGUCCAAACACAUAAAGAUCGAUCUUUUUGGUAUUGCUCACACUGGGCACAGGUUGAGCGAUGAAGAAUAUUACCCAACCAUUGGGAGCUGUAAGUUUUAUCUGUCUUUUGAGAACUCCAUUCACAGAGACUACAUCACUGAGAAGGUGAACGGGCCCCUUGUGGCAGGGACUGUCCCUGUGGUUUUGGGUCCUCCACGACCAAACUACGAGCAGUUCCUUCCCUCUGAUGCUUUUAUUCAUGUCAAUGACUUCCCAAACCCAAAGGCACUGGCGGAGUUUCUUCUCGCUUUGGACAAGAAUGAAACGGCGUACAGGCGUUACUUUGAGUGGAGGAAGCACUUCUCUGUGACUCCUCAUCUCCUGUCAAUCAAGAAUGAGUUCAUUCAGCCCAUCUGCCUCGCCUGUGACCACAUCUCCAGAGACAAAGAUUAUCAUAUUGUUCAUAACCUUUUAAAGUGGCAUAAGUCAUAG
This is a messenger RNA of Xyrichtys novacula (pearly razorfish), 2104 nucleotides long. Lineage: Eukaryota; Metazoa; Chordata; Actinopteri; Labriformes; Labridae. The record is from the annotation of a GenBank genome assembly.